This is a messenger RNA of Anisakis simplex (herring worm), 555 nucleotides long. The record is from the annotation of a GenBank genome assembly. Lineage: Eukaryota; Metazoa; Nematoda; Chromadorea; Rhabditida; Anisakidae.
AUGGAAUCUAUAAAUCUUUUUAUAGGAAUCUAUCUGUUGGUUGGCUACUCACUGGACGAGGUUGCGAUGUUGAAAGAGACUGUACCAAAGAAUGCACUCGAACGCUCCGGGUUCGUCUCAGAGGACAGUUUCGUUGCGCAUGAUAUUGGAAGUCGUUUACAGAUCGCUCUGGAACGUAUUAUGCCACAGGUCGGUCAGAUCUCGUUGUUCAUAUCCGAACAAGAUCCAUCCAUAUUUUCUGCUCACUGCAAUAUAAUAUUUCAAAUGGAAUGGUUUGGUGUCAAUCGCCUCCUUAAUGAAACGGUAAAACGUUGGCAUACCGGGCAAGCCGAAAAGGUUUGUUCACUAUAUGUGAAGCAGCUAGCCGAUGCGAUAUCGCGCAAUGAAGCGCUACGUUUUCAACUUGUAUUAUCGACCGUGAAGCAAAUUCGUGUUGUCGACCUUUUGCAUGGCCUUCCUGCCAGUGCCAUACGUCUAUCGUCGAGUACCCUUUCUUUUCAACUACCGAUCUUGUUGUUCCUAUUGGGAGGAGUUCAUCGAAUACUUGUGUCAUAA